Brassica oleracea var. oleracea is the source of this 850-nucleotide messenger RNA. RefSeq names its product non-specific lipid transfer protein GPI-anchored 2. The record is from RefSeq and is a predicted model, not a curated record. Lineage: Eukaryota; Viridiplantae; Streptophyta; Magnoliopsida; Brassicales; Brassicaceae. Bases 15 to 623 code for a protein of 202 amino acids. The transcript has 4 exons.
UAACCAAGCCAAAAAUGGAAGGCAUAACAUUGAUAAUAGUGAUAAUGUCAAGCUUAAUAUUGGGAGGGAAAGGUCAGCAGAUAAUUAGCACGCCAUGCACCUCCUCCAUGAUCUCUACCUUCACUCCAUGUCUCAACUUCAUAACCGGGAGCAGCGGCGGCUCCGUCACUCCCACCGCCGGCUGCUGCGACUCCUUAAAGUCGUUGAGCAGUACCGGCAUGAACUGUGCUUGCCUCAUUCUCACUGCUAAUGUCCCGCUGCCUACUGGCUUCAUCAAUCGGACUCUCUCGCUUGCUCUCCCUCGUGCCUGCAAAAUGACCGGUGUACCUGUUCAGUGUCAAGCGGCGGGAACACCUCUGCCAGCGCCAGGUCCAGUGCCAUUUUUGCUGGCCCCACCACCGCCUAUGUCUGCUUUUAGCCCCGGAUCAUCUAAGGCGGCGGCGACAGCUCCUGGGCUGGCACCGGAUGCUCCCUUGGAUGGACCGAUGGGCCCCACAGCCACACCAGGAAUUCGACCGGUGGUUCAGCCCUUGCAACCCACUAGCCUCGCUCAAUAUUCUACCUCUCCUUUUCAUCCCUUGCUUUUCUUUCUCUUCACUCUUCUCACCUUGUUGAAUUUGUGAGCUAUACCGCGCGUCUCCAUAUUCAAAUUGUUACCCUUGUGUAUGUGUUGUCAGGUACUUUCCUUUUGGAUUCAUCGUUCCAGAUAUGAUUUACUUACUAUUUCAUCUCAAAUGAUAAGCUUCUUUGUCUUUUUGUUCGGUAAAUAUAAACCGUUGUCUGGCUCCGACCAAAUCAACACGCGUAUGUUUCUAUUUUAAAUGCCAAAUAACGAUUAUCCAUCCAACUA